UACUAAUUUGUAUGCAAAAUGUCUCGCUGUGAUCAAGUAUUUUUGCUUUAAAAAUGCUUAGCAAGCUCUGGCCUGGCUCAAAUCGUACACCAGUAAACAAACUGCCACCAAGACAAGUUGAGGAGGUUCGUGUACCAGCUGUCGAAGAUGACCAACCACACAAUCCUUUUAAGGAAAUCCGUGUCUUGACAGGACAUCAAGAUAUAAUAAAUAUAAUAAAAGUUAUUGAUGAAACAAGACUGGCUUCAUCAGCUGAUGAUAACUUAGUUAAUAUUUGGGAUUUUGAGAAUGGUGAUAAACUUCAUGCGCUACACGGUCAUACCCGGCCAGUCACAUCUAUGCUUGUCUACCAGAAAACAGGAUUUGAACAUCAAGACUCAUUUCCAGUUUUAAUAACUGCAUCAUCUGAUAAAACUAUUAGAAUCUGGGACUGUGGUGAUGGUGUCUGUUUAAACAUUAUUCAAGAUCAUGCUAGCACAGUCAAGUGCCUAGUAAAUGUGCACGACUUUGCAUUUUGUUCUGGUGGAAAGGAUUUAUGUCUUUGGGAUAUUGAAGGACAAUUGCUGUGUAAAGAAGUUCAACCAGAUAAUGACUCUGAUGUUCAUUCGAUUUUACCGUUAAAGAAAGACAAGCUGGUCAUUGCUUUCAGCAGACCAUCACUAGUCGUCUAUUCCAUAUCAAAUGUACUACGAAAUAGAUCGUUUAAAUUUCACUCUCGAUUGCGACCCCAUCGAGACGACGUGAGAUGUCUAACAGGCUUAACAGAAGAGAGUUUUGUAUCCGCCUCGCUGGAUGGCGAAAUCAUCGUGUGGUCAAGCAAUAGUCUUCAACCAAUCAAACAGUUCAAUGAAAUCCGGGAAUUCGAAGGAACUACUCAUCUUUAUCCUUACAGCGUUCAACAUCUCUUUGUGCUAGACCAGAGAUUUAUAAUCGCCGCGGUUGGUGCAGGGUUUGCGAUUUACGAUGCGUUAUCAGGAAAAUGUGUCGCUCAACGGGAGAACGCUCAUCACUCGAAAGUAUCCUACGUCCAAUUGCUUAGCGACAGCUUCAUGUUAGCCACGUGUUCUGAAGACGGAACUGUUCGCUUAUGGAAAUCGUUGACUAGGCGCUUACCAGAAGAGUUUUCGCCGAUCGAACAUUUCCUGGGAAAAAGCUUGAACGAUAUAACAAGUGCUGUCACAGAGCCAGUUCUCUUGGGGGAAUGUCUGGGCCAUUCUGGAAGUGUUCGGAUGAUCGCUGAUUUUGGUGCUGACGGUUUUGCCUCGUGUGCAAGUGAUGGAAUCAUAAUUUUAUGGAAGGAUGGUUGGCGAGAGCGUCAAAAGAGACUGGAGCUAGCUACGAGUCUCCUCUUUAAUUGAAAAAAAAAUUACCAAUGGAAAAUUGUCUUCGUUUCCAGGACCACGCUGCACCCAGACUCACACCGUGGUCCUGGAGACGAGAAUUGAAGAAUAGGAGAUAUUACUGACAAUUGUUCUCCACAUAUUAUUCGGGGCAACAGUUGGUUCAAAAUUCAGUCAAUAUUUCUUAACAGCAAACACAUUUACAUAAAUUUGACUUCCACAGUUUGAAAUCGCAUUCGCAUAAAAGAUCUUUUCCUUUGAUAUUUAUAUCCUCCACGAGGCAAAAUGAUGGGAACAAUCAUUAUAAAAAUAAAAAUUAUAUUAUUAGCUCGCAAUAAUAAUAUUUUAG
This is a messenger RNA of Dendronephthya gigantea, 1689 nucleotides long. Its product is annotated as WD repeat-containing protein 41-like. Gene Ontology annotation, molecular function: protein binding. Gene Ontology annotation, biological process: regulation of autophagy. Bases 54 to 1358 code for a protein of 434 amino acids. The record is from RefSeq and is a predicted model, not a curated record. Gene Ontology annotation, cellular component: lysosomal membrane. The transcript has 16 exons. Lineage: Eukaryota; Metazoa; Cnidaria; Anthozoa; Malacalcyonacea; Nephtheidae.